Molecule: messenger RNA, 2857 nt
Organism: Centropristis striata (black sea bass)
Lineage: Eukaryota; Metazoa; Chordata; Actinopteri; Perciformes; Serranidae
Gene: lipea
Product: lipase, hormone-sensitive a
Exons: 11
Coding region: 26-2176 (716 amino acids)
Biological process (GO): triglyceride catabolic process; cholesterol metabolic process
Cellular component (GO): cytosol
Molecular function (GO): triacylglycerol lipase activity; sterol ester esterase activity
Source: RefSeq, a predicted model, not a curated record
CGCUCACAGAACAUCAAGGAAGAGGAUGCGGCUCGCCUCAGAUAUGGAUUACAAGGUUGUGUUUGCAGCCUUGGAGACAGUAUGUGAGGAGAACAUUGCUAUAAUGUGUGGGCCUUCUGAGUUGCCGUAUGGAGCUGUUGCCCAGCGCCUGGUCACAUGCAUGAGACAGAUCCAGGAGCAUGGACGAGCCCUGGAGCCUGUGGUCGGAGGAUUCACCGGCGUCUUCCACCAUUAUGACUUUGACGCACAAACGCCUGGGAACGGCUACCGCACCCUGGUCAAGGUCUUGCUGUCUUGCCUUUUGCACAUCAUUCACAAGGGUCGCUACAUUGCCUGUAAUUACACCGGUGCCUUCUUCAGGGCCGACCACAAUGCCUCGGAGAUGGAGGCGUACUGCAGCGCUCUGUGCCAGCUGCGCGCCCUGGUCUACCUCGCCCAGCGGCUGAUCAACGACAACGGCUUCGGCCAGCUGUACUCCCUGCAGGAAGGAGAUCUGAGCAGCAGGUUUGUGCAGGAGUACAGCUCCAUGCACAAAGCCUGCUUCUACGGCCGCUGUCUGGGCUUUCAGUUCUCGCCGACUCUGCGUCCGUUCCUGCAGACUGUUGUCAUCAGCAUGGUUUCAUACGGAGAGACGUUUGGUAAACAGCAGUCUGGCUUGGGUUUGGCAGCCCUGUCCCUCCUCACAUCAGGGAAGUACGUCAUCGAUCCAGAGCUGCGGGGCGCUGAGUUUGAACGCAUUACUCAGAACCUGGACAUGCAGUUCUGGAAAUCUUUCUGGAACCUCACAGAGUCCGGCCUUAUAACAGGCUUCAGUAGAAUAGCCUCUUGCCCGCUGCAGGUGAACUUCACACUGACGGUGCCUCCUGUCACACUACGCCUCCCGCUGGCGUCAGACCCCAGUCUGACAGCCACCGUGUCACCUCCAAUAGCCCACUGGGGCCCCGGGCCAGUCCACAUGCGCCUGCUGUCAUAUGAGCUUCGGGAAGGACAGGACAGUGAAGAGCUGCUGGCUUUGUCUCGAACUGAUCCUCCCCCGAUCUCCGCGUCCCAUCUGCCCUGGGUACAGAAGCAGCCUCUCUCCCCCUGGCUGCUCAUACACUUCCAUGGAGGGGCCUUCGUGGCCCAGACCUCCAAAUCCCACGAGAAUUAUCUUCGGACUUGGUCGAAGGAGCUGAGCGUUCCUAUCCUCUCUGUGGAUUACUCUUUGUCACCCGAAGCGCCCUUUCCCAGAGCUCUGGAGGAAUGUUUCUACGCCUACUGCUGGGCUCUGAACAACUGUCAUCUGCUGGGCUCCACAGCGGAGCGUGUUUGUCUGGCAGGUGACAGCGCUGGGGGAAACCUCUGCAUCACCGUGUCCAUGAAGGCCAUAUCCAGCGGCAUCCGAGUCCCUGACGGCAUCAUGGCGGCCUACCCUGCCACCUUGCUCACCACCGACGCCUCGCCCUCCCGCCUGCUCACACUCAUCGACCCGCUGUUGCCGCUAGGUGUUCUCGCAAAGUGCGUCAAUGCCUAUGCAGGUGCAGACUGUCAGACGGUGCUGCCUGUAGUGGAGAGCAGCAGUCUGAGCGCUCUGGGCAGAGACACCGCCGUGCUGCUCAGCGACCUCACCCAGGGAGCCUCCAACUGGAUCCAGUCCUUUCUUGACCCCGCGCGGAACACAAGUGGAACACGCUCCCUGUUGUCAACGCCGAGGCGGUCUCAGAGGGACCAAACCAGCAGGACAGCCACGGAUGACUCCACACCAAACUGUGAAAGUCUCAUAGAUUACCCAGAGGGCUUUGAGCCCCUGCGAUCCGAGUGUCGGGCUUUUAUUCACCCGACGUCCUGCCCCAUUAUCAGGAACCCAUUUGUGUCGCCGCUGCUGGCUUCGAACAACCUGCUGAAAGGCCUGCCGCCUGUACACAUAGUGGCUUCUGCUCUGGACGCCUUGCUGGACGACUCUGUGAUGUUUGCCAAGAAGCUGCGAGACAUGGGCCAGCCCGUGAGUCUGACUGUGGUGGAGGAUCUGCCUCACGGCUUCCUCAGCCUGUCGCAGCUCGCCAAGGAGACGGAGGUCGCCUCAGAAAUCUGCGUGGAGCAAAUGAAGAAGAUUUUUCAGCAAGAAAAGCCGACGCCCAUUCUCCGCAAACGGCCAAACCUGGAACAGUCUUAUCAGAGUACAAAUCCAUCAGGCUGAUUUAUCCGUCUGUGAUGAAAAAGAGAUCUGACAUGAGGUGGUGAGAGUGAUGCAAUAAAUGUAAGAAAAGGAAACAUUUCAGGGAAAAUUAUGAGGAACUGCAAACCUGGAAGGAGGAAGUUUAGAGACACUGCACUUGAAAAGUCUACCGCACAUUUUCUGCAGGCAACAAUGAUGGAGAGAGACACUACAAACUUUCUUUAACCAGCUCUAAUAUUAGCCUGAAUGAUGACAAUUAUAGGAAAUUAUGAAGUAUUUUUUCUACCGAGAUUUAGAUUCUCAAGACCCAGAUUAAACGCACAUUUAGAAUUUUACAGAUUGACAGAAACUUCACCUUAACCAGCUCUCACAGUAAUUUCUUAACUGAUUCGUCAGUAAUGGGAGCUGCUGUGCCUUGACUUUAAAGUGCUGCUAAAGCUUUGCCUACAUUACCGCACAAACUGACCACGAUUUAAAAGUUUACCUGCACAGGAAAUACUACCGAGAUGCACUGUAUUAUUAUAUUAUUAUUAUUAUUAGGAUUAAAUGUAUCUUCUGGUUCUGCCAGUUUGUUUACCAGCAGUAUGUGGACGUGGGUUAUGAAGGUAUCUUGUUAUACUGUAAAGUCAUUCUUAACAUUUGUUAAAAGAAAUAUUUAACACUGUUAUAUUUAAAGUCUGAAUUAAAUCAAAACUGCAAGGA